AUGAAGGACGUCUUGCUGAAUCAUGUCCACCCUACAACAAAUAACCCUGCCCUCCGUGGGAAGAAGCACGCGGCCGCCGCCAGACAACCACCCGAGCACCUCGCCCUCGACACCCUCUCGCGUGCCUUGAAAUCUGCAAACGCCUACGUGCAGUCUUGGCGAGAUGGCUUGACGCAACAAGAGCGCGCGCACCGUUCCAAAGUCGAGGAGCGCCGCCAGAUCCUCUGCUUGCGCAUGCAGAACGCAGAGUCCAGAACCCAAUGGCAGGAUGCCGCUGAGGAACUCGACCUGCUUGAGCGCAACGACCAGUGGAAGCUGCAACUCGACCCUUCGACACCCGACUACAACCCCCAGCUGAUCGAGGCCCGCCUCAAGGAUCUCGACGACGCUCGCGUCAACUGCGAUGUGCGUGCCAUGCUCUACCUCGUGCGCACUGCCCUCGCCCGCGAUCUCGGCGGCAUGGGCAACGUCGACCUCUACCGACACUCGUACGUCGGCACAAAGCACCUGAUUGAGCGCUACGUCGCCUCCGCCUUGCAGACCAUCGAGGCCCUCGUCGACAUGAGCCACCGCGCGCUCCCUGACGGCCUCUCGCAGCGCGACAUCCUCGAGAACGUGUUGCUCGCGCGCCAGAGUUUCGGCCGUAGCGCUCUCCUGCUCAGCGGCGGUGCUACCUUUGGCAUGGCGCACAUUGGUGUGCUCAAGGCCCUGUUCGAGGUGAAGCUGCUGCCGCGCAUCAUCUCUGGCGCCUCGGCCGGCUCCAUCGUCUGUGCCGUCAUGUGCACACGAACGGAUGAGGAGAUUCCCGACGUCAUCCGAGCAUUCCCCUACGGCGAUCUCAACGUCUUUGAUGGUCUCGAGAAGCCCGACACCGUUCUCGAUCAUAUUCGCAGGCUCCUGACCGAGGGCAGUUGGUCAGAUAUCUCUCAUCUCACCCGCGUCAUGCGCGACUUGCUCGGCGACAUGACCUUCCAGGAAGCCUACAACCGCACGCGGCGCAUCCUUAACAUUUGCGUGUCCACCGAGUCCAUCUACGAACUGCCGCGCCUGCUCAACUAUGUCACGGCUCCCAACGUCAUGAUCUGGUCGGCCGUCGCCGCCUCAUGCUCCGUGCCACUGGUCUUCAGUGCCGCUCCCUUGCUCGUCAAGGUUCCCGACACGGGUGCCCACAUGCCCUGGAACCCGACGCCGCAAAGAUGGAUCGACGGCUCCGUCGAUAACGACUUGCCCAUGACGCGCCUCGCCGAAAUGUUCAACGUCAAUCACUUCAUCGUCUCCCAAGUCAACCCGCAUGUCGUUCCCUUCCUCGCCAAAGAUGAUCGGCUCGAUCCCACGACGCCGCACCUCCGCCGUCAGGCCAACAACGCGGCCACAUCCACAGCCGCCAAAGACGGCGCCGACUGGGUUUAUACCAUGACCGCGCUCGCCAAAGACGAGGCUCUGCAUAGGCUGCAGUUCCUCGCCGAGAUUGGUUUCUUUCCCAACCUCGCCACCAAGCUUCGAAGCGUCCUCAGCCAGAAGUACUCGGGCGACAUCAAUAUUCUUCCCGAGAUCAGCAUGAAUGAGCUGCCCGGCCUUCUCAGCAACCCUACCAGCGAUUUCAUGAUACGUGUGUGCCUUCUCGGCGAGCGGGCUACAUGGCCAAAGCUCAGCAGGAUAAGAGACCGAUGUGCCAUUGAGCUGGGCCUCGAUCAUGCCGUCCACCGUCUGCGAGCCCGCGUGGUCUUCUCCGCCAGCCAGGUCGACCUGCGCCGCCUCGCCACCGGCCUGGUCGUGCCCCCACCUUGGCCUUUCCACGCGCUCCCUACCCGCCAGGGCGACAGUCAGACGCUGUCUCUCGACGUGUAUACGGGCGUCGCCCAGAAACCCCCUCGCCAACGCCGGUCCUCGGGCAGCAGCCUCCAGCUCUUGGCGCACCACCGUCGCAUGAUGCUGGAAAACGUUCUCACGGACGAAGAGACGGAGGAGGAGGAGCGGCUCGAGAUGCGCGCGCGGCACGGCGGCGGCGGCAGCACAUCCCCCGUGCUCGUGCGCAAGCCGAGGCUCAAGCGCUCAGCCAAGAGCCAGAGCUACUUCAACACGGCGUUGCUGCGGUCUGCGGCGGCGGGUGAGGUCCGAAAUGAUCGGGUCUUGGAGAAGAGCUUCGACUUUGGAACGGCACCGACACCGCCCGGCCGCCAGCGAUCGCCCACCGAGGAGGUCGAGACGUCGGAAGUGCAGAGCUGGUCCGAGGCCGGCGGGAGUGACGAGACCGUGUCAGACGUCGAGCCAUAUGAGAGCAUGGGGGAAGCAGCCCGAUAA
Verticillium dahliae VdLs.17 is the source of this 2301-nucleotide messenger RNA. Its product is annotated as lipase. Gene Ontology annotation, biological process: lipid metabolic process. The transcript has a single exon. NCBI's taxonomy places the organism in Eukaryota, Fungi, Ascomycota, Sordariomycetes, Glomerellales, Plectosphaerellaceae. The record is from RefSeq and is a predicted model, not a curated record. Gene Ontology annotation, molecular function: triacylglycerol lipase activity. The coding region runs from base 1 to 2301 and encodes 766 amino acids.